AUGGCAGCUGGAACACAAGCUCAAACACCACAAAGAACUGCAGCCACAGCGGCGUGGUCUUGGCCAGAAAGUCGUUAUUCUGUGUGCAAUGGAAGUUAUAGGAGCAGUGAAACCGUUGCUGGCAAACAAGUUCUGUCCAGUCAUCCAGUGUCCGUCCUUUGCCAAAAAAACGAUAAUUGGAACAAUGUCAGAAACUUCAGUCAGUCUGCCAUACGAGCUCUGGGUCUUGAAAAAUUCGACACGUUCCUUAGUCUCCUGGCCGUACAAGAAUGGGGUGUCCAUUGGGCCUGGCGACACACAGUUGAACGAGAUCUUGCGGGUGGUCUCCUUGGAAAGAGUCUUGCACAUCAGGUGGACACCGGCCUUGGCAGCCUGGUACAGGGAGUAACCUGGGGUGUAUGCUGCCAAAAGCGAGGUGGUGAGCAUGAUCACGGAUCCCUCGUCGGCGACCUUGUUGGCGGCCUCUCUGAGGAACAGGAAGGCAGACUUGGUGUUGACGUCGAACAUGGUGUUGUACUCGUCCAAGGUGGUCUCGGCAAGAGGCUUUCUCAGAACCAUACCAACGUUGUUAAUGGCAUAGUCGAUUUUGCCGAGCUUGGAAAUAGUGGAGUCGAAAAUGUUCUUUGCAUCCUUCUCAGAGGUCAGAUCACCGUCAAGCACAAGUGUCUUGAUCUUGUAGUCGGACUCGAGCUCAGAAGCGAACUUGGUGAUGGCCUCCUUCUCCUUAGCAGAGUGUUGAGCCAGCCCAUUGACAGGCCGACCUUCUCGUUCAGGACCUUGAACAGGUCGAACGACGUGGUGAUCGUGGACCCGAACGUGGCAAAGAUCUGUUCGAUCUGCACACACGUCUCGUCCACGUUGAUCAGCGACUUGUUCUUAAGCGGCUCGGGCUCCUCCUUCUUGAGCUCCUCGAACAAAAAAUUGUUUUCACCCUCCAAAGGAGGUAGCGCGUCGAACUUGCUCAAGUCGUCGUCCAGAGCCUUGAUCUCGUCCUCGUUUGCGUCCUCAAACAAGUUGGCCGACGCAGCUUCGUCUUCGGCACGCUUGUCUUUCUCGGACUUUGGCUCAGGACUGUCCUCCUUCUUAGCAGCGUUCUCCUCUGUCUCCUUUCUCUCCACAGACACUCUUGCCAGAGCCUCGAUACGGUCCAGACUAGGCACCAAAUCGUUCUUCUCGUCGAGCUUGAUCCGCUUGGCUUCCUUGGCUUCCUUGGCUCUCGAACUCAGGUUCUUCAUUGGCUGCGGAGAAACGUUCUUGGCCACGCACUCCUCGUAG
Molecule: messenger RNA, 1275 nt
Organism: Ogataea philodendri
Lineage: Eukaryota; Fungi; Ascomycota; Pichiomycetes; Pichiales; Pichiaceae
Exons: 3
Coding region: 1-1275 (424 amino acids)
Source: RefSeq, a predicted model, not a curated record